This is a messenger RNA of Gadus chalcogrammus (walleye pollock), 5064 nucleotides long. RefSeq names its product solute carrier family 25 member 21 (gene slc25a21). The transcript is spliced from 8 exons. The record is from RefSeq and is a predicted model, not a curated record. NCBI's taxonomy places the organism in Eukaryota, Metazoa, Chordata, Actinopteri, Gadiformes, Gadidae. The coding region runs from base 3393 to 4235 and encodes 280 amino acids.
CUUUAUGUAGUUUCAACGUAUGUAAACGAUGUCAAUGGUACGUAUGAAGAGUUCCUAACUUGGAUAUGGCCCAAUGAGGACUGUAUUUAUUUUUAUUUUCGGCGAUGAAGCAGAAGGGUGGAUCACUGUCUCCUCUCUUUUGCUUCUGAACCGAAGUGAUUUGGUUUAAGAAUAGAACAAAGGGGUGGCCCGGGACAGAGCAGGGUUUAAGAAUAGAACAAAGGGGUGGCCCGGGACGGAGCAGGGUUUCCCCAGACGUACUUUUCAUCUAACUUUGGCCUCGUCAAGAUGAGGUGGUUUUUUUUUGAUGCGAGGGAGGAGGAGAUGGGAGCCCUGCUGUGUUUCUAUACCACGGACGCGGAGCCACGGCGGAUCUUCAGACUCACUCUGAACAUUCUUCACUGGUGUGUGCUUGUGUACGCAGACCACCAGGUUAACUGUUGACCGAGGAAACAGGUUCUACAUCUGUUCAGAAAGGGACCGGUGAAUAGGAUUCCUCUUAACGUGAUCAAUAGUAUGUGUUAACUGGCUUUUUUUUUUUAUCAUCUUCAAAUGAGUGCAAUCCAUAAAAGUACAAUGAUAAGUUGUACCAACUCGCGGUUGUAAGUACUCAGUCUAGACUAUAAACUUAGUGGUACUAUAAAUCAAUGUUUUUUUGUUUCCAUAAAACUUGAGAUAUUUUUCGUCUGUUGAAGUACAGGCCAUAUGUUUGGACUGUCCAAGUCCUUUUUAAACAAUGUUUUUUUACCCAGUGAAAUGCUGGGGAGAAUCGAAAUACUGUCAGUUCUAUAAAGAGCUUAAGGGGAAUGCCAGAUUUACUUAAUGUUUACCAGAACAUUCAAACAUACUUAAGAUAAUGACAAGAUGUUUGUCAUUUUUGUCUUGAGUGUGGUGAUUGUUUACUUUUCUAAGCUACAGAUACUAUAGAUUCUAGCAUUCAAGAACUGUUAUUCUAAUAACUAGAUGCGACAGCAAAGAGAGACAUAUCAGCAUCCACAUUUAGCAGUCUUUACAAUGACAAUAUUCCUGUUUUUAUUAUAGUUUGUUUAAAAAGAGAAUCAUACACUUGUCUGUCAAGGUACAGCGUUUAAAAUUAAAAAAUGAUACAGGAACAUUAGGAUGAGCGGGAAAUUAUGUUUGAAUGACUUAAACUGUUAUUGGAUCAAACCACUGUCUAUUAAGUUAUUUAUUACGUUUGCCAUUGUUUGUUUUAAUCUUUUGAAAUAAUACAGAACUUUGACUGUCUUGUGCUACAGAGUGAUUGAGGAUCGGGGCAUGUGUACGAACAACCCCAGUACGCAUCAGGUGCACGAGUCCGGGCGGCUGAAUGAGGACUGUUGGUCUGUAUGUUGUAUGUUUUUGAUCAAUAAAAUGAAAUGGGUAUAGAUCAUCGGUUGGUUUUAGUUUGGUCGAUGCUGUUCUGCUUCUCUACUGCAUUGUACACCUUGUUGAAUUCAGACCUCUUGGUCAUUAACUCAUUAUGGAGACCUAAGUCACUUAAAUUAGUCUGGCCUUCAUAACUGAUGGAUAGCAAGGAUAGCCAGAGACAUCAUAUUCACAGAGAAUGUUAAAGAUACAUCAACCAGUGUUUUACUGUAUCUCUUUAAAUCUCUUCCUCAAACUAUCUAAAUAUACUGUUAGCCAAAGAACUGGAAAAUCCAGGACUAAAGUUGGCUUUGUUAUAAAGAUUGCCUUUUCUAUUGCAAAGUGUAGUAUUUGGGGGUAAUUUGGUCUGCCCUUUCAACUUCAGCACGGUCUGAUUUUUAUGAAUGGGAAGUUGCCAAAAACCUGCACAAUGCGCAGGGCUGCCUCAUAUAUCCCCGAUCUCAAUGGUUCCCAAUAAAGUAUAAAUCAUGUGGAAAGGGUCUGGUUAUAUACGCGCUCUCGCUUCGACGUAAACCUGGAGUUUCAAACCAGACCCUGCAGCAAUAUGUUCUGAAGAUACCUGUUUAGCUGAGCUCCUCCACUGGCGUCACCGCCAGGCCAGCUGUCCUUUACAGCUGUGAUGAACUCGUAUGAUGAGGCAGCUCUCUGACCGUUCAGCCCGCUAACCCCCCAAUCCCUCCAGCUCCUCCAGAGCCGCGCGCUGAUGGCUCUGGCGUGCUGAUGGCUGUGGCCUGUUUACGGUAGCCUGUUGAUGUGCGUGUUCUGUCUGGAGGACCACGCCGCUGCUCGGCGCAUUGAUUUGCUCUCCGCUUCCAGAGGGGUCACAGUAAUGGCGUUCUGCUGCCAAUGGCGCGCUGUAAAUCGCUCGUUUUAAAGGCUUGUCCGCAGCCUCCUCGUUCCAGAGCCUCUUAUAUAAACCGAGCUGCUCAUUUUAGGGCUCAGUGCUGACUUACCGGGGCCUUAAUUGCUCAUUGCUCCAAAAGUUAUAUAUUUUUUAUUAAAAAACAUUGAGGAAAAGACGAGGUCUGGUCCAGAGUACCCGGGGGAACUAUACGGACGUAGAGGACUAUGAAUCAACCUCGAUGUUGGCAGGAUUCCAAUGCAGUGUUGCCAACACAUUAUUGGGUAUAUCGGCCAAUGAAGAUGUAGGCCAUUGUUUGGCUAAAUAUUGUAAUCGUCAAUGUGUUAUCUGCAAGCAAGCAAAUAGAUAAAUAAAUCUAUCGACAAGUCUGUAACUCUAUGUCGUCUCUCAAUGUGUUCUUCGCACAUCUUUUUUUUUCACACUUUUUUACUUGGACGCAACAGUUUAUGUGUGUUGGGCAUGGAACAAGUUUUAACUGUUUGCCAAUGUGCGAUCUUAAUCCAUUAUUUAAAUUCAAGAACGUUUAAAAACUGAUUAACCUGCAUUAACUGAUUAACUCUACCAUUAACCUGCAUUAUGGCCCUAUACAACUCAAGUCGAAGCCUGUAAAAUAAUGCAAUGCUACAAAUGCUUUUAUAACCUUAAUCUAUUUAACGACAGUGGAUGCAUGCCAGGUACAGAGCUAGUUUGGUCUACUUCGGGUCUAUCAAGGUGUAUAAUUUAAGAGCUAUUGAAUCUCUCCAUUGUGUUUUAAGCCUACGCAUGCAGACUGUUGAUCAUUGUGUUACUUUCAGCGUUGCAUCAUUCUUGGUCGGAGGAAUGCGUUAGUAAAUUCAAGCAGCAGCAGUAAAAGCUUUGGGUAAUUAGGACCAUACAGGAGCCUUGCCGCCUAGCUCCUAGCUCUGGUCUCCUAGCACCUGGCGGACAGAUAUCGCUGCUACGCUCUCUGCAGGAGAAGAAACAAGAGAUAAAGACCUUUUAAUAACGACUUCGGAAAGGAAUCGCACGUCUUCAAACAGCAACAGAAGGUGCAGUUUUGCGAUUGUUUCCUCCGGAGUUGUCGGAGUUCACGUCAGGUUAUUCUGCGCUCCACACUGGUGAUAAACGAGAGGUUUUCUGUUCUGUGCAGUAGAUACAUCGGAACAUGACGACCACCAAGCCACGGAGUCUGGCCCGGGAGGCGUCUCACCAGAUCAUCGCCGGUGGUUCCGCAGGUGACUCCUCCACUUUCACCUCCUCCGUCAGCUCCUCCUCCGUCAGCUCCUACUUUAUCAGCUCCUGCACUAUCAGCUCCUUGGAGGAGCAGCCGGGAACAGCUCAGCUGAAGGGUUGGGGCUGGUGGCCUGGAAGAUCUGGACGACUCAACUGCAACCCCUGGCGAAGACACACUGCAGACAGUGAUGACGCUUCACAGGAAGCUCUCUCCGUGGCGGGGCUGGGCUCUGGCCUCACCGAGGCCAUCGUGGUGAACCCCUUUGAGGUGGUCAAAGUCAGUCUGCAGGCCAACAGGGACUCUUUCAAAGAGCAACCCUCGUCCUUCGGCCAGGCACGGCGCAUCAUCAACGCCGACGGCUUCGGGCUGCGGGGGCUGAACAAGGGCCUGACCUCCACGCUGGGGCGCCACGGCGUCUUCAACAUGAUCUACUUCGGCUUCUACUUCAACGUGAAGGACGCCAUUCCUGCCAGCCAGGAUCCCACCCUGGAGUUCAUGAGGAAGUUCGCCAUCGGCCUGACGUCCGGCACCAUCUCGUCCUGCGUCAACAUUCCGUUUGAUGUGGCCAAGAGCCGGAUCCAAGGGCCUCAGCCCGUACCUGGGGAGAUCAAGUAUCGCACCUGCUUCCAGAGCAUGGGCCUGGUGUACAGGGAGGAGGGGUACCUGGCGCUCUACAAGGGAUUAGUCCCCAAAAUAAUGAGGCUUGGACCAGGUGGGGCCGUGAUGCUGCUGGUGUAUGAGUAUGUGUCUGGGUGGCUCCAGGAGAACUGGUAGGGGGACAGGGACCCCCCCCCCCCCCAGAGUGCCUUAUGCAGUCACUUCAGCCUUCGAGCCCCCCUGACAGCAACCGAAAGCCCCCCCCAGAGCGCCUGAUGCGGUCCCCUCCGCCUCCAAACACCCCGACAGCGACAACACGACCAGAGACCACUGCAGGGCCCCUCCUGGGGACGUUAGCCCAGUGGCACUCUCUUUAUUGUAGCUGUUGUUGUUGUUUUCAUACAACAUCAUGUGGUUCAUCGAUUUAUAUGCACAAUGAGGAUUUUUUAGAUCUGGGACUCCGUUUUUUAUUGUGUGUUUGUGUUUUUGUGAAGUCAUUAGUAUUUUCUAGAAGGAUAUGUUUAUAUUCGUCCUUGGCUUAACGACAGUGUGUCGGGGACUGAUCUGCCCACUCAUGUCUUUGAACGAUGGGACGGGAUCGACCUUUACAGAAUACAGUUUACUAUCAGACAUAACUAAUAACAAAUGAGUCACCAAAUAGAGGAUGUUUGUUGAAUUGAAUCGGAAUAGUAUUUUUGUGAAUAAAUCAUGAUCAUUUUGCUUAUAUUCAGUCCUACUCUUUGAAUUUUCUAAAGAAAAUAAAGAAAAUUGACAUUUAAUGUUACAGUUUGCUUAAAUUUCACAAUUAACAUUAUAGAUAUAUCUUGUAAUGGUUAUACUGUAAGGAAUCUCCUACAGCUUAUUCACCUGUCAGUGUCCCUUGUUUGCAUGCAUCACCUAGUUAUGUUCAACCCCUGGAGCCACCGUUUUAAUGGAGCUCCUACAGCAGAAUAUUCAAUCUGAAACCGACCAACUGUGCUGGCAAAAGAAAAUAAAGCUUUCUUAC